UAAACGCUGUCUCCACUACAUGCGCGCCGACUUCCAUUUCCCCAGUCUCUCUUUCGACUUUAUUGUGCAUAAUAGCAAUUUCCUCUGCAGCAGACUUCUGUGCGAGGCUCCGUGCAACAAGUUUGCAGGAGCGACAACACGCCGUCACACAGGUUUACUCGCGUUUGGCUGCUGGAGUGGAGAUCCACUCAUCUAUCUGUCGCUGUCACCACAAAGUCACUGGACGUGAACGCCGCCUCGCAGACACACACACACACACACACACACACACACACACACACACACACACACACACACACACACACACACACACACACACACACACACACACACACACACAGAGAGAGAGAGAGAGAGAGAGAUACAGAACAGUGUGCCAUAAAUUCGUGACUCGGCGCCAGAUGCAGUUUUGCUCCCAACAGCGCGUGUAGUUGUAGUUAAAUGGAGAUCGCGGAGGCAAGAGGAGCAUCCAAGUGCGUGGAAAAAAUGGAGAAAGAAGUGGCGCCCCAGAAGCGACAGUGUUACCGCACAACAGUGCUGAACAUAAUCUCGUCUUUAUGUUCAGUGGCAUCCAUCGCCUUUUGCAUUCUUCUGAGCAUUAACGCAGCUGAUAUCAAGAACCGGGUUGUGGAUUUGGAGAGUGGGAAUGGCGAGCACACCUUUAUCCGCGCCCCUGGCUACUCCAUGGAUGCUUUUAAUUCACUGAUUGAACAAAGAGUGGAUGAGCUGCUCUCUCAGCGCUCUUAUGAACAUUUUGUCAAGAUCCGGACUGCCAGACAAGCAUCACCUGAAUGCAACUGCCCUCCAGGACCUCCGGGAAAGCGAGGGAGAAGAGGCCGCAACGGAGAACCUGGACCUCCUGGCCCUCCUGGUCCAAAGGGUGAAAAGGGGGAUCAAGGCGACCAGGGACCACGGGGAUUGCCUGGUCUCCCUACGCUGGCUGCUUUGCACAGCAAUCAGAUCCUGACUGUCAAGAUGGUCUUCCCUAAGAUCAAUCAUGGCUUUCUUUCCGCUGACCAGCAGCUCAUAAAGCGGCGGCUCAUUAAGGGAGAUCAAGGGCAAGCAGGACCACCUGGGCCUCCAGGGCCACCGGGCCCUCCUGGGCCAAGGGGACCUCCAGGGGACACUGGGAAAGAUGGGCCCAGAGGUGUACCUGGUCUACCAGGUGAUCCAGGGCAGCCUGGAGAUUUAGGACCCAUGGGGCCCGAAGGGCCAGAAGGGCAGAAGGGUUCACUUGGGGUUCCAGGCGUCCCAGGUGUUGACGGACUGAAGGGGGAUGUUGGCAUCCCAGGAUUGGACGGUGUUCCUGGAGCCAAGGGUGAAAUGGGAGAGCGAGGUGAAAAGGGCGAUAUGGGUGAAGACGGACCGAAAGGUGAAAUUGGAGAGAAGGGAGAUGCAGGCUCCUCUGCAGCAGGCAUCAAGGGUGAACCUGGAGAGCCUGGACGAAGUGGACUAAAGGGAGAGCCAGGACUUCCAGGGCUGCCUGGACUCCCAGGGAUAAAGGGUGAGCCUGGAUUCCUCGGUCCCCAGGGAGAACCAGGGCUUCCAGGACUCCCAGGAACUAAGGGUGAGAGAGGUGACCACGGACCACCAGGAAAGGGCGAAAGAGGAGAAAUUGGACCCCUUGGACCAAAGGGUUCCCAAGGAGAGUCUGGUACACCUGGUACUAAAGGGUCAAAGGGGGAGACUGGAGAUAAAGGAGACUUGGGAUCUAUUGGCCCAAGGGGCCCUCCUGGACAGAAAGGAGACCAAGGAGCCACUGAAAUCAUCGACUACAAUGGAAACAUCCAGGAGGCUCUACAGAAGAUUACCACUAUUACAGUAACGGGUCCUCCUGGACCUACUGGGCCAAUGGGACCGCAAGGUUUAAAGGGGGACCGUGGUUUGCCUGGUCUUCCUGGACUCGAUGGUGAAAGAGGCUACAAAGGUUCCAAAGGAGACAUGGGAAUGCCCGGUGCUUCAGGGGAGAAAGGAACAACUGGUUUACCUGGGCUACCUGGUGUCAAUGGGAUGAAAGGGGACAAGGGAGAUUCAGGUCUACCUGGUCCUCAAGGUCCAUCAAUCAGCGGUACUCCAGGACCACCAGGGCCACAUGGACCCCCAGGACCCAUGGGCCCCCACGGUUUCCCUGGACCAAAGGGAGAACCUGGUCUGCAUGGUGUGAAGGGUAUGCGAGGGGAACCAGGACACAAAGGGGACCGCGGACCACUGGGGCUCCCCGGAGCCUCCGGCUUGGACGGCAAGCCCGGAAUUAGGGGUACGGAUGGGCCUCCGGGUCUAGCUGGUCCAGCUGGGCCGAAGGGUGACAUAGGUGAGAAAGGAGCACAGGGCGAGCCUGGACCAAGGGGACCUUAUGGACUGCCUGGAGCUGCUGGAACACCAGGCUUGGAUGGGUUGCCAGGCUUAAGGGGAGAGAAAGGCGACGUUGGGGAAAGAGGAGAAAAGGGGGAGAAGGGAAAGAAGGGCAAAAAAGGGCCUAAGGGCGAGAAAGGAGAACAGGGUGCCCCUGGAUUAGAUGCACCCUGCCCAUUGGGCCCAGAUGGAUUACCAAUGCCUGGUUGCUGGCAGAAGGGAGUCACGCCAUGGCUGGUAGCCUGAAAAUCCCCAGAAAGUAAAAAGCUGUUGGUUAUUGUUGCUUUAUUGUGGUGAUGCCUGCAGAGAGAGAGGGUAUGAUAUCAGCAGGUUUUCACUGUUGCACUCAGCAAUCAUCGUCGUUGUGGUGCCUCCCAGCAGCCACACGUCUGCGGACAAGAGGGGAGAACUUAGCAGGCUCGCUGCACUGACAGGAAAACAAAUCGGGCUCAUGUGGAUUUGAGAUUGGAGAGGCCUGGUCGAGGAACCGCCUCUGAGCACGGGAAUGGAUUCCGCAGGAGAGUCGCUAAGAGUCUCAUCGAUCUCCAUAGAGAUCAGCUGGAGCAUCUGCCUCUCCUGACAGGCAGCGCUUCAAGGUCUACUGAGAGCGUUAACAGAAUGCAAUCAUGUUUUUUCUUUAUUUUGUUUUUGCUCUCAUUCUUUAACAUUGUUUGUAUUUUGUGUAUAAUAGCCUUUGGUGCCUCAAGCUUUUAUUCAUUCCUUUAUCAGAAAUGUACAACUUUAUAUCAUAUUUGGAAUUAUUGGAAUGGUGUUUUGUUUCAGAAGGGUAUGCUUUGUUUGGUUAAAAAAAAAGGUUGUAAGAGUAUUGAAAAGUCACACAUUGUGCACUGUUUUUCAUGAGUUGUUUUUACAGGAUGUUGAAAUAGCAUGUUAGGUCAUAGCUUCACUUGAGCACACUGUAAGAUUGCGUCCAUGGUGACUGUAAAGCCUCUGAUCUUACUAGUGGUUUUUGAAGAAGCUCAUAGUUUGUGCAAAACGCAUCCGGCAGUGUAACAAAUAUGCUACUUGUUCAUUCUGGACUUGUUGUAUGGGAUGUUAAUUGUACAGUGUUGUCAGUUCACUGCAUGUACACAAUUUAUGACUUAUGGAUUUCUUGAAUAUUGAAAAUUUAGCAUUGAUUUGAGCAAGUGUAUCAGAGGCAUAACACGUUGUUUCAGGGUUGGGGUUCAGGUUCAGCUCAGCAUACAGCAGCUGGUAUUGUCAGAUGUGUCAGAUUAUGUUGAACAGAACAAUCUCACACUGCUCUUUUACACCUCGUGUAUUGUCUUAAGACAUGUAUUACAGUGCAAGGUAAGCUAAAUCAGACAGACGCAGUUAAUUGGUAAACUUCCAUUAGCUACACCACAGUCUAACUGGUGGCCAGUUACGUCACAUUCCAUAUCAGAUGGAGCAAAAAGUGGAGCAGUACGUCAACAUAGUUUAUUCAUCUUUUCUUAUACUCAAAUUGCCUCCUGACAUAGUAGGUGCUAUGCAAGGUGAUACUCGGUACUUCUUUUCUUUACAACAUUAGAAAUAUGCAUGAUGAUUUACUGUAAGGGCAGAUGUGAAAAACCAACAUUUUGUUGUGAUGUAGCAGCAACCACAGGUGGAUUGAAGAAGAUUUUUUUCCCAUAUGGUUUCUGUUUGAUUGUACAGUUCAUCUCAUCGUUAUAAAGAAUGGGUGCACAUCUGUAUAGAUUAUAAUGGUGCUAUCUGAUAGGUCAACAGCAGCUCAGUUGAUGCGCUCUACCAGUGGCAAGAACUACACAACAGGUUUCUUUAUUGUUGUUGGGGUUUUAUGUAUGUAACAAUUUAAAUUUUUUUGUUUUAUUUUUUUGUGCAUAUAUUUGUGUAUUUGUCUCAAUAUUUUAAGUGGUACAUUAUUUAUUUUUCUAUAAUUUCUUAAAUGAAGGCAUUUUGGUUCUAAACAGCAUUCCUUUCAGUUGUUUUGAUGUCAGUUUCUCUGUUGAUAUUAUGAGAAGUUUGGAUCAUGCUUAGGCAUCACAUAACAGUUAUGCAAACGGUGCAGUGUGAAGGAAGGUGGUCAUUUACAAAUUACAGACCAGUGUGUAUUCACUGUGCAUUUAAUUCAGCUUAUGGGCCUUACAAUUGAAUACAUCUGCUUUUAUUUAAUUUUGUGUGUCAAAAAGCUAACUAUGACAACAAAGUUGGCCUGAAUGUCGACAGGCCCAGCCAAUGCAACUGCGUAAAAAGUUAAAUAUCACAUCUUUUUCUCACGCUUUCUCUUCUCUCUCUCUCUCUCUCUUUACAUUGAAUGUAGUUUGAUAUAUGUAUAGUGGAUUAUUAAUGUACUGUUAAAAUGUGCUCAUUUGACAAGAAGUGCAAUUUAUACUUUGGUUAAUGUGUGUAGCAUCAAAUGCAGCUGAAAUAUCACGUCAUUGUGAUUUCUAUAGCUCCAUUUGCUCAGUUAUGCUACCCUGUAUGCCACUACCUGGAAAGAAAAUGUUUAUUUAGUAGAAGACGAAGAAAUAAAUGUAAACAUGGACCUUUCAUUAAAUAUCAGAUUUUGAUUGGUUUAAACUUCCUCAAAUACUGUCCCUUCACUCAUGUUUUAACAUGCUAUUUCCAUUACUUAAUAUUUACUAAGUUUUGCAUUGUGUUUUUUUUUUAUUUUGUGUUUUGAUUUCCAGCCUUUGUUACAGUAUUUGUUCUCACAAAUUGCUGUAUCUUUAGCAUGUGCAGCUACUUUUUUAAUUGAUUUUUUUAUUUGAUUGAUUUUUUUUUUUCCGUUUGUUUUUUUUUGAUUGUUGUGUUUCCCUGUUAAAUUUUCAAAUUUAGUUUAUUCUGCUAUUAGCAGAAGUGCCAAAACCUUUUAUUUCCAUAUCAGUAUUAGCAGAGCUGGUCAGGGGCUCCAAAAUGACUCACUGAUAAGCUAAGUCUGUGUGUUUGUCAUUUCUACAGAAAAUGCUCUGAGUCAAGUUUUCCUCUGUAGAAACAGUACACGCCCAUGAGCCACACUUCAUCACAACCUCUCAGAGAAGGGUAAAGGUGCUGGUGUAGGAUAACUGUAAGUCACAUUCAUCUGUGUUAUGGUCUCUUAUUCAGAACUCUGGAACUCUUACACAUACUCCCCAAUGCACCACAGCCUUACUGAUAUAAGUAUAUUGCCACAUACUCUGCAGAAUAAAAUACAUUGUUGGUACAGGAGAACAAAUUCAAAGCAAAAUCCACAUUGUGGCUUUUUUGAGUUAAAACUGCAUUGUUUUGGUCGUGGUAUAUGUUCAGUUUCUGGUCUGCAUUUGUAUUACAGUACUCUUUUCCUUUUUUUUUUACCCACUUGAUUGACAUUUCUUUAAAGACCCUUGUGUUCACACGUGGCUAUAUUUCAAGAUGACAUUUCAUAUGACUGUACUGUUGGAGCCAAAUAAACAGUCUUUCAAAUACAUCAAACAA
Messenger RNA from Dicentrarchus labrax (European seabass), 5766 nucleotides. RefSeq names its product collagen alpha-1(XXV) chain. The transcript is spliced from 39 exons. The record is from RefSeq and is a predicted model, not a curated record. The coding region runs from base 442 to 2598 and encodes 718 amino acids. Lineage: Eukaryota; Metazoa; Chordata; Actinopteri; Moronidae.